UUCUUUCCUUUUAAAGUCUAGUAAACGAGUGUCUAAUGCUUAUCUGAUAACGGAAUCUAAAUAUGUUACCAAAAUAAUUACUCCUUUUUUUAAAACAAAAACGGGACGUUCUAUGUGAUAGCGCCUGUGCUUCUCUGUCCGGCCUCUUUCUAUCCGUCAUAUUUUUGUCCGGCGCAUAACUUGUAAAAAUGUUCAAGAUAUUACCCAUACCCUAAGCACAGAGGUAGGUGGCGACGAGACAAUAUACAGAGCGCAACAUCCGGAUCGUUAUAUCUAAGGUUAAGGUCACUAUUUGAGGUCAAAUAUCAAAUCUGACGUCAUAUUUUGUGUCCGGAGUAAAACUUGAGAAAACAUCAAGGUAUUUACUUCAAACCAGGCAUGUGAGUGACUGGCGAUGAGACGAUUUACAGAGCACAUAAUCUGGGUCGCCAAAUUAAAGCUUAAGGUCGCAUAAGUAGAUAGCGAUGAGACGAUAUGCAGAGCACAAAAAUCGAGUAUGUAUAUCAAAGGUUUACAUUGACUUGACGUUGUAGAACAGACAGAAAUUAGGAAUUCUUCGAAAACACCACGCACAGUAAACCCAGUAUUUCCAAGCAAACCAUUAAACCAACAACUUGAUAAGCAAGGAACAAACAAAUUUCCACAGAACGAAACAUAACGACAAAAUCACAAGGCAACCAUAGUAAACAUUGCGUGGAAAAAUACCAAAAGCCGAAAUCAAGAUACACGUAAGUACCGCAAUGGAACUGCCUGCAGCAGUCAUUUUCAUUUACACAUUACACACAGCUGCUACAAAAGAAAACAACAAAUCAUUUGUUUAUCAAAUAAUGAUUUCAGUAAAACAAUGCAAAACAUGUAUUCGGCAAUUCUUGACAUAUAACUUAAAGAUAGUACCUAUUUUUUUCAAAUCAUAGGUUUGAAGUUAAAAAGCUUUCGAAUGAAGGCAAAUGUCCAUAUAUUUCUCGAAAAUAGAUAUAUUGACUUGACAGUAUUUAACCAAAAACGUAGAGUUAUGAACAUUUAAUAUUUUCAUAUAAAAGAAAAUCUUGUGAUCAAGGUAAUGUAACUCUUCUUGAACAUGGAGAGCAAAAACAUCAAAGGGACAUAAUAUAUUGAAUAUUUUCUGUUUGGGUGCAUUUUAUUUAACAUUUAGCUGUGAUCUGGAUUGAUACAUAAUGAUCCAUGAUACUGUUCACUGAAAAUAUAGAACAUCUGUUACAAUCUGAUAACAGCAAAAACAUGCGGUAGCAGAAUGCAAAUAUUCGCGCUCUGACCGGGACUCGAAACCUGGACCUCUCACACCUAAGGCAGACAUUCUACCACUUCCCUACAUCAGUAGUUGCUAUAGUUAGGCAGUUUAAGUGCACCCCUAUCUCUUCCCCACUAGAUUACGUGAAUGGGAACAAUUUUGUGACAAUAACAUGUCCGGAUUAUUGGCGUAUUUGCUUUGUUAUCUAACGGCAAUUUUUGUGAUAAGGAAAAAUAUAAUCUAACUUUGCCAAAUAUUUAAUCGGUCAAAACUGCGUAUGAACUUAAUAACUGGUAGUACCUGUGAAAUAUAACUUGCACUGAAUCUUUAAUAUUUGCCCUUUUAGCAGCUUGCGAACGGCAAAGACAGUGAGCUUUGUCCAAAUUUAAGCAGUCAUUUUACCAGUUUUGAGAGGAUUUCAAUUGAUAGGAAAUUACAGUUACAAACUAAAUACCUUUCUGCAACACACGAAGUCAUUAACAUUUACAUUUACUGUCAAUUAUGACUAAGAUCGACUGUCAUUCAUUCAUUCCAAUGAUUCAUAGACAGAGUCCGUUGUUUACAUUUUAAUCGUAACCGGUGUACUUGUAAAAACCACUUCAUUUUGAAAAAUUGAAGUAUGCGAAUAGCUCUGGUAUGGUCUCUAUAUACCUAUGACAUUUAACAACGUUAUAUAACUAAGAAACAAAUUAGCUUUAAGCUCAUUCUCAUCCAUGAGUUUCGUAAUAAUCGCAAGAUGACAUAUGGUCCCUCUGCUGGUACGUGAGAAAGCAUUUAACUAAUUAGCGAAAACGAAAUGUUAAUAUACCAGGUAAAAAUGCUGUACAUUCACGAAAUCAUUAGCAACAAAGAAUAAAAAUUCAUAACCAUCGUAACAGCUAACAGCAACAGCACCCACCUACUAAACAUUUGUAACUUAAUACUUUCUUCAACUUGCCAAAUUAAUACAACUCAGUGUAUUUUAAAUACUUAGUCAUGGUACAUUUGUUGAUAUUGAAGUUUUCUUUUCCAUGCGUUCUGUGACAAUCUGUUGCUGUCUUUUUGUACUCAUAAUUAGCAGGCUUGUAUGCUUCGGGCGUGAGUAUGUAUUUUAACUUCAUUUACUUACUUUUAUCGUAGAGAUGGUGUCUUACUACAUACUUUCCAUCCAAGAAAUAUAUAUUUAUAUCUAUUCCGUCCCUGAAAUAGGUCAUAAGUUUAGGCUGUAAAUUUAAGAAAAUUAGUGGGGGGAAGAGCAGAAUAUUGUUUUCGGUCGGUCGGUCUGUCUAUCUGUCCGUCCGUCCGUAGACCAAUCGGUUUCCGGAUGAUAACUCAAGAACGCUUGGGAUUAGGAUCAUGAAAGAUAAUACGGAGGUUGGUCAUGACCAGCACAUGACCUCUAUUUGAGGUCAGUAGGUCAAACUUCAAGGUCACAGUGACCCGGAACAGUUAACCAGUUCCCGGAUAGUUACUUAAGAACGAUUGGGCAUAGGACCAUGAAAGUUAAUAGGAAAGUUGGUAAAAGCUCAGAAAAUGAUCCCAUUGGAUUUUAAGGUUAGUAGGUCAAAGGUCAAUGUCACAGAGACCCGGAACAGUAAAACCGUUUCUAGACGGUAACUUUAGAACGUUUUGACUUAGGAUCACGAAACUUGAUAGGGAUAUUGGUCAUGACCAGCCGAUGACUCCUAUUGAUUUUGAGGUCCAUAGGUCAUAUUGACCGAGAACAGUAGACCUUUUCGCCAAAUAACUAGUGUAUGUUUUGGUUUAAGAUCGCAUUUGAUUACUCGUAAAUGACCCAUAAGUACUGAUUUGGGGUAUGUACGUCAAAUUUUCAGUGCACACUGACCAAAUAAUUUCGUGUUCUACGAGCUCUUGUUUUAAGUUGGGAACGCCUCUUCUUUUCGUUGAAUUGCAUUUUGGGUAUCAUUUAAAGUUUCAUAUACAACGCCAUAUGAAUACUUCUGCGGGUGUCUCUAAAUUAAAGUUUGGUACUUUUGACUUAAAUAAAUUUUGAGUUUUGCUCAACCCGAGGCUAGAGGAUGUAGGCGAUAGCUUGCAUUUUCAUUAAGGUCGAACCAGGCCUGCAACAUAUUCAUUUAUGUCGUGUAAAGCGACAUGUGUUUUCCAUUGUUCCUAUUUUGCAUCUGUAUACUAUUAGUGUAAAAUGAAUUAAAACGAAGACGACGAUACCAAAAUUACUAAAUCACAAUGAAGUAUAAUUUCUAAAUUCCUAUUUCAAAAACAUAAAUAUCGUCAAAUUUACUAAUGGCUCAUAAUUCUUUAUAUAAAUAUAGGAGCGCGCCCUUUUAAGAAAGAAAUACGUUUGCCGAUUAUAUGUACGUUUAAUAUACAUACUCUACUUUUACUUGCAUGUUCACAAUAUUUUUGUUUAUCACUAAAAGUAUAUAUAUAUUAGGCACCUGUAAAUGUUAUGAUGGAUUUGGUGGUGAUGAUUGCUCCAUUGACUUCGAAAAGCCGCCCUCUACUGCAAGUUUACUUCACGGAAGUACCUGCGACGAGAAAGAAGCAAAAUGCACGCAUGUGUUUAUCUACGGAGGAUUUUUUGCAAGUGAAUCUGUGACUUGUCACAUCACAACAUUUGAGACUCGUGCCAAUAAAGAGGGUCGGCUGAACAUGGAUGCAUACGUCAUACGAGGACAAACACAAUCAUUAAUAGAAGUGAUUUGUUCUCUUGUGUCGCCUAUCACAAGAAAAGGAUCUCUUUCAGACCCCCAAGAAGUAAAGUUGCUAUCUUGCUACAGGGUUUCAGUGAGCAAUGAUGGCAUACAUCAUGGAACACCACUUGAAAUGUGUGUUUACAAUUCAGAAUGUCAAACUUUGUCAAAAAGCAGUAGCGGCAUGCUUACAGCCGACAUAAAGGAAGGAUAUUGCUUUAUUAAUGGCCUCUGUGUACCUAAUCGAAAACAAAAGCCAUCGUUAGAAAUGUACUGUCUUCCAGAAAUUUCGCUUUAUAGUUGGUCAGCAUUGCCUACUUCAACACAGACAUCUAUGACAGCAACAACAUCUGUUCUUGUUACGUAUCUCGACAACUCCAAAUCGAAUUGGCAGACUCCAGUAAUCGUUGGUGUUGUAUGUCUUUGUACAAUUUGCAUAAUUGUCGGUCUUGUGGUCUGCAUACGAAAGCGAAAACGAAGGAAGAAUGAGAACAAAAAGAAACAGAAGGGCGAACUGAAAGUAAAUUUCAAACACAAUGCAGCCUUCGAUGAAGAGACGUAUGCCUAUAUACACCCGACAGAUGUAAGCGACAAUGUACCUUACGAGAAAACCUCGAAACGGACCGCUGGUAUAACCGACGACUAUUUGUGUUUAGACAAGACCCAGUACGCACAGUCAAAUGCGGGAAACAAUAGAGGGGGAGGGGAUGGACCAGUGUUGCCUGAAAGACCUAAUGACAAUGUUCGAGAUCCUUAUGAGAAACUUCGUUCUACAAAUCAAAAACAAUGGGGUUAUGACAAAAUUCUAAACGAUUACCGAUAUCGACACUCUGGUACCAUAGAAAGGCAGUCUGAUCCGUAUACGAGAUUAAGUAACGAAACGCAGAAGAAAAAAGACUACUUCAAAUAUGAGGGUAUUCAAGAGGAUUAUCUCAUACCUAUGACAGGAAAUGAUGAGGGAAACAAAGAACCUCCAAGAAACUUGUUUGUAACAAGAAAGAAAGAAGAUGAUAUCAAAGAUGGAUAUGAAAGGCCAGAUCCACAAUUAUACAGACAAUACUAAUAGUACCAAUGUGGAAUGCCAUAUAUGUAUUUAUGACUGAUUAUGCAGAGUGUGGAAUCGUAAAUAUUCUUCACAUCAAUUAAUUUUGCAAGGCCAUUUCGAUGUUUGUGGUAGCAUAGCAAAAUAGGCAUGAUAAUGAAGCUUUUGGCGUUUUAUAAACAACAAACAUAUUGUCUCUUCUACUCUUUCUUGUUUACGCAAAUGUUAUUCUGCUGGUUGACGACAUAUCAUUUAGCCAUGUCCGUUUACUUAUGGCAUGAUAGAUGUAGUAAUAGUUCUGUAAUUUGUCACUUUGUGACACUUUAACUUCACCUUUCGUUUCAGUUCUUCACACGAACACAAUACAGUGGUUUAAAAUGUAUAUUGUAUUUGCUAUAUGUAGACAUUCCACGACAAACGAUGAUCUGGAACAACAUCUGAAAUAAUGUCAUGAUUGUCAAUGUUAAUUUUGAUGUGAGUUAUGCUUCAGAUUUACAUGGUUCUGUAUCAAUCUUGUUUUAUCGAAAUGAACAUAUUCAUUAGUUUAAACAAAGUUACCGUUUAUAAAAUAUAUAAACAGAAAACGAGAAACAUGUAUAAAAUUACUAUAAAAUGCCUCGUAGCUGUCAGCAACUGCAUACUAUGUCGCAAUCU
This is a messenger RNA of Mercenaria mercenaria, 5599 nucleotides long. RefSeq lists its product as uncharacterized. The record is from RefSeq and is a predicted model, not a curated record. The transcript is spliced from 5 exons. NCBI's taxonomy places the organism in Eukaryota, Metazoa, Mollusca, Bivalvia, Venerida, Veneridae. The coding region runs from base 3599 to 4966 and encodes 455 amino acids.